CCAAGCUACAGACGUGAUAUCUAAAGCUGAGAAGCAAGUAUAAAAGUACAGGAAUCAGCCUGUAACCCCCAAAUAACUUCUUACCGGCUUGCAAUCUCAUCUGCAGGGAGCGAGGCUGCAGCCCUGGCCAGAGCUAUCCGCUGUCGUUUAGAAGUUACACGGUUCCCAGCUUACUAUCAUGAAGACCCAGCUGUUGCUCUGCACAGUUAUCCUGCUCGUUCCCUUCUUCCGCAGCGGGGACUGCCGAGCCCUGGACAGCUCCACACCAACCAGAAGCCGCCCGGAUCCCCAGGCACCACUGCAACAGUCCCUUGGCCCACUCUGGGUCCGCAAUGGGGAGGAAUACCUCAUGCUCCCGGGGAAAGAUUCCAAGGAUAGCAGCGGGGUCUCUCCUACCCGGUGGCAGAUGGUCCUUUCUGAGGCGCCUUUCCCGGAGCAGCUUCUGCACAUUCUGCGAGACCCCGUCGGAGACUUGGAGAAAGUUACCAGCAGGUACCAGGCUGAAAGGGAUGAGAUGCUGGACAGAGGGAAGAGGCUAGACGACCCUCCCACUUCUCUGGAUCUAACAUUCCACCUUCUCCGGGAAGUGCUGGAGAUGGCCAGAGCUGAACAAAUGGAGCAACAGGCGCACAGCAACCGCAAAAUAAUGGAGCUCAUCGGCUAAGAGGGAGACGACCCCACCGAGAGCAUCAAUCCUAGCGCUGCUCUGACACUAGUGUUUAUUUUUAUAGCGCUAAAACUGUUUGUGUGCAUUUCAACCAACCUUACUACUGUAGCUGACAGUUCAUUGUAGAAUUGUAGUUAAUAAACACAUCGGUGUACAAUCAUUUUUCCUUGUGUAAGAGAAUGUCUAAUAUUUAUAUUUUUAAUAAAAGCUGCUUUAUGCUUUAUUGUGGAGCCCAUGUCCUGUUCAAUUCAGCUUCACAUAACA
Stegostoma tigrinum is the source of this 931-nucleotide messenger RNA. RefSeq names its product corticoliberin-1 (gene crha). Lineage: Eukaryota; Metazoa; Chordata; Chondrichthyes; Orectolobiformes; Stegostomatidae. The record is from RefSeq and is a predicted model, not a curated record. Gene Ontology annotation, molecular function: hormone activity. The transcript has 2 exons. Gene Ontology annotation, cellular component: extracellular region. Bases 179 to 664 code for a protein of 161 amino acids.